Messenger RNA from Clonostachys solani, 711 nucleotides. The record is from the annotation of a GenBank genome assembly. NCBI's taxonomy places the organism in Eukaryota, Fungi, Ascomycota, Sordariomycetes, Hypocreales, Bionectriaceae.
AUGUCCGCUAUUCCUGCUACGCAAAUAAACUACUUGGAAAUUAGCCAAGAUGUGAAAAUUGAGGACCAAAACACGGACCCGGGCCGUUUGUGGAAGGAGGCGCUAGAUCUCCUUGAGGCAUAUGAUGGCUUUCGUCGACUGUACUGGGGCAGAAGUCCAGAAGACUGGUCAAGGGUUCAACUUCACGUUGUCAGAGAUCACCUGUCACAACAUCAGGACUUUCAAAAGACUUCACAGUAUGAACAGUUGCAAUCGAUUCUGAGGAAGCUCAUAGUCCCAUCCAGUGUCCCAUUCACCCGUCACGCUUUUAUUGAAGAAUUUACGCCCAAUAAUCAGGCACUUGGGAAAGGCGCACCUUUUUCUGGGACGGCGAUAUACAUUGAUACUGACGAGGCUUGGCAUGUUGGGGCUUGGCCACUAUGGACACAUAUCGUUCGCCACGUCGAUGGAUGCUUGGGUGUGACUGGAGGUAGGGUGGUUGAAUCCGUCGAUGGACACCAAAACUGCUACGUCGUUUACGUUGGAUGGGAGAGCAUUGAGAAGCACGACGCGUACCACCAUACCCGCCAUUUUGCUAAACGCCGAGUGGUCCUGGCUCUUGGAAACAAAGGCUGGAAGGAGUAUGCCCAUGUCAAAUUUCAGGGUGCGAGGGAGGCGAGGGGAAAAGUCGAAGGAAAAACUGCACAGGUAUCCAAAGAGUCCAAACUGUAA